Symbiodinium necroappetens is the source of this 803-nucleotide messenger RNA. NCBI's taxonomy places the organism in Eukaryota, Dinophyceae, Suessiales, Symbiodiniaceae. The record is from the annotation of a GenBank genome assembly.
AUGGGUUUGAGCAGCAGCUGCUGUCAAGAGGAGGAGCUCGUGGAGGGACCCAAGGAACCUCCAGAAGUGGUUCACAGCCACAGCCGUGCUCCGUCCAGCUCGUCCUCCAGCGAUGCUGUGCCCCCGGUGGCCGUGCCGGCUCUGACGUCACCCUCUGCUGGUACGCUGGGCUCGCGCAAGUGGAGCCGGCUUCAGGACAUGCGACACCUCGAGGUGGACGCCGAAAUCGUGCGCGGAAUUUCCCUUCACGCUUCCCUUCGCAACCUGGGUCUCCUAUGGUGCAAGUCUCCCAUCGAUCUGGCGGAGGAGGGCCGCCGGCACUUGUACGACCGUUCAGCACCGGUGGUGGCCUACGACAUCUUUUUGUCGCACACAUGGCAGACGCCAGGGAGGUACAAAGUCCUCAGCCUUUUGUUUCAGGCAGGGUGGAAGCACAUGCUUCAACUUUGGUCGGUCAGUGUGGUCUCAGCUUUCGUGCUGAGCUUCUGCAACGUACUCCCACUGCCCUUCAGCAUUGUGCCGGAAUUUGCCGAGUACCAUGCGCAUCAUUGCCCAUACUUCCCUUGGUGCCUCGUCUUCUCCUUCGUGGGAAGCUUCUUGGGGCUCGUGCUGACGCCCUAUUUUCCGGCCCUCUGCGGCCGGCAUCCUGUUUGCUUCCUGGAUGUGGUCAGCAUCCACCAAGUGGACCAGGAGUUGAUGGAGCGUGGCGUCUACGGCUUAGGAGGAUUUUUGCGAGUUUCAAAAGAGCUCCGGGUCCUUUGGUCCGCCCCGUACCUCUCGAGGCUGGGAACCCAACCGUCUAA